GCAGGUAUCGGGCUGUGAUCGGACGAAUACGAGGUCAGAGAGAAUGAUGUCAGGAUCGUAAGACAAGAAUGGCGGACGAAGAAAGAGGGAAAUCAUUUCUUGCAGAAGCGGAAAAGAAAAUUAAGUCUGCCGGAACAUUUUUCGGAGGUUUAUUUGGGGGAGCAGCUAAGCUUGAAGAUGCCUGUGAUCUGUAUAUUAGAGCUGGAAAUGCAUUUAAAAUGGCAAAAAAGUGGAGUGCUGCAGGGGGUGCAUUCUGCGAAGCAGCACAAAUCAAGCUGAACGAUCUACAGAAUAAGCACGAAGCUGGGACCCAAUUUGUCGAAGCUGCAAACUGCUAUAGAAAAUCGGAUUUCGAGGAGGCAAUCAACUGUCUACAGAGAGCCAUUGAAAUUUUCACAGACAUGGGGCGAUUCACAAUGGCUGCGAAGCAUCAUACUACGAUGGCAGAAAUUUACGAAACCAAUAUCAUGGAUUUAGAGAAGGCGAUUCAUCAUUAUGAAACUGCAGCUGAUUUUUACAAAGGCGAAGGCUCCAGCAGCAGUGGAAAUAAAUGUUUGCUAAAAGUUGCUCUCUAUUCUGCACAGUUGGAGAACUUUGCAAAAGCAAUUUCAAUUUACGAAGAGGUCGCUGCUACCUCACUUGAAAGUUCCUUGCUCAAAUACAGUGUAAGGGAGUAUUUUUUCAGAGCAGCAUUGUGCAACAUGUGUAUCGAUAUGGAGAAAGCUCAGAAUGCCGUAACAAAGUACCAGGAAAUGUUGCCAGCGUUUGAAGACUCAAGGGAAUACAAUCUGAUACAGGGGUUAAUAACUGCUCAUGAAAACGAAGAUGUCGAUGCAUUCACUGAGGCUGUUCGAGAAUAUGACUCAAUAUCUCGUUUGGAUCAAUGGUACACUGCCAUCCUUUUGCGAAUCAAGAAGAAUAUUACAAGUGACUUAGACCUGACCUAAAUAUGGAAUAAACCAACCGAAGAUGAAUCUCGAGAUACCGCGUGAUUUAUAUAAUUAUAUAAUAUAUAAUUAUAUAUCACAUUGCUAUGUAUAAUUAAAGUGCCAGUUAUUUCUACGUAUCAAGUCGUCUCUUAGUUAAAUUUAGUAUUCUUGCAUGUUACAUAAAUGAACCUGAUUUAA
Rhopilema esculentum is the source of this 1127-nucleotide messenger RNA. RefSeq names its product alpha-soluble NSF attachment protein. The record is from RefSeq and is a predicted model, not a curated record. Gene Ontology annotation, biological process: SNARE complex disassembly; intracellular protein transport. Gene Ontology annotation, molecular function: syntaxin binding; soluble NSF attachment protein activity. Gene Ontology annotation, cellular component: SNARE complex; vacuolar membrane. Lineage: Eukaryota; Metazoa; Cnidaria; Scyphozoa; Rhizostomeae; Rhizostomatidae.